Ostrea edulis (European flat oyster) is the source of this 1440-nucleotide messenger RNA. RefSeq names its product 28S ribosomal protein S5, mitochondrial-like. Gene Ontology annotation, biological process: translation. Gene Ontology annotation, cellular component: ribosome. The record is from RefSeq and is a predicted model, not a curated record. The coding region runs from base 71 to 1396 and encodes 441 amino acids. Lineage: Eukaryota; Metazoa; Mollusca; Bivalvia; Ostreida; Ostreidae. Gene Ontology annotation, molecular function: RNA binding; structural constituent of ribosome. The transcript is spliced from 11 exons.
ACGACUUGUAGCACGACGUAUAAAACUAUAUGUUAAACCACACUCGUAAUAAUUCCCGGAUUAAUGCAUCAUGAGUGUGGCCCGAAUCGGACUUCAAGCAACAAAAACGAUAAUAAGUUCGACAAAUAGAUUGCAAGUAACAGGUUGUCCAAAAUGUCCAAGUCUACUGUCAGUAUUCGUACUCUCGCAUUACAAUCAUUUGCAGUCCAGGAACUACAGUUUUGUCACAACAGUUUCAUCUGAUGAAUUAUGGGAGGGUGUGACCUCAGUCAGCUCAGCAGGAAAGAAACGAGGCAGAGCCAAAUCAACCAAGAAAAAAAUUAACCUUCAUAUUGGACAAAGAUUAGGACAUGGUAAGGAAGGGAUGUCUUUCCCUGGAUUAAACACCAAACUCUUCAGCGAGACUUCACGAGUAAAAUUCACUGUUCAACGUUCUGAGGAAUUUGAUACAACACUAGAGGAACUUCGACAACAUCGGAAGUCCACAAAGAAAACCCGUAGUACAACAAAAUAUGUCAAUCCUCUGUUAAGAGGUUACACUAGUAAUUUUUUACCUGGAACCAGUUUAGGGCCACCAGCCCAAGUGCGAGAAGAAAACUUUGAUGGCUUUGAUUCAAGAUUGCUGCAAAUCAAGAAAAUCACCAAUAUCACAGCAGAUCAGGGGAAAGUGUUCUCAUACAGAGCUCUGGUAGCUGUCGGGAAUGGAAAUGGUCUGGCGGGUUUUGCGGUUGCUAAAGCAAAGCAGCUAACUGCGGCUGGAAUUAAGGCCAGAGACAAAGCAGGGCAACAACUAAUGUUUAUUGAAAGAUACAAUGGACAUACAUUGUUCCACAACUCACACUCACAAGUUCAUUGUACAAAGGUGUUUGCCAAAAGAGCAUAUGAAGGACAUGGAGUAGUGGCACACCGGGUGAUAAAAGACUUGUGCCUGCUGUCUGGAAUUAAAGACAUUUAUGUCAAGACAGAGGGCAACACAAAAAAUACCAUCACCAUGACGAUGGCUUUCUUCAAUGCAGUAACACACCAGGAAACACACCAAGAAUUGUCCAACCGAACCAAGAUGCAUGUGAUAGAGCUCUCAGAUGAACGAAAUCAGACACCAGUUGUUGUGGCAUCACCAGAGGAUGGGAAAAUACAAGCAAAGUACUAUGGAAGUGAAAGGGAUGUGUAUGAUUUAGAUACUCUGUACACCAAAGGCAAACUCCACUGGACUCGGCCAAAAAUAAGGCCAGUGUGGGAGAGACUUGGUCUUACAUCAUUUAGAAGGAAGCUCGAUCAACAGGAAAGGAGAAGGGGACAACAUGAGGCCCAGAAAGUGAGGAGAUUGUGUAGACUGGAGCCCUCAAAAGAGGAGCGGAUCCAACGAGAUCAGGCCGGGAAAAAGAAAGAGGAAUGAUGAGGAAUGUGACUUGUGAGAUAUUAAAUGAAUACAAUGAAAAA